Messenger RNA from Daktulosphaira vitifoliae (grape phylloxera), 2031 nucleotides. RefSeq lists its product as uncharacterized. Lineage: Eukaryota; Metazoa; Arthropoda; Insecta; Hemiptera; Phylloxeridae. The record is from RefSeq and is a predicted model, not a curated record. Bases 74 to 1762 code for a protein of 562 amino acids. The transcript is spliced from 2 exons.
UAUUCGCUUAUGUUCAUUUUAAAUAUCUUAACGUAUCAAACAAAUUAAUUUUGAUAUAACUAUUUUAUUUUUAAUGGAGUCAUAUAAAUUAAUUUUAAUCUCUAUUGUCAUUUUUUCUAUGAAAUCAGCUGAGACAAAACAAAGCUUAAAUUAUCGUAAGGAUUAUAGAAAUUAUGUCAAUACAGUGGUACAUCACAUUCGUUCACACAUUCGGUCAAAUGAAAUGCAAAAUUUAAAAUUGAAACAUGAUUUUAAUAAUCAUAUUAAUAUAGAAGAAGCUUUCAAACCCGAUAAUUAUAUGAAUGAUUCCAUGUAUAACUAUAAUAUUACAAUAAGUUUACUCAAUUUCAAGUACACAAGAAUACUAAAAACCUUCCUCAAUUACGUAGACAUUAUUCUUCGUAAAUGUAAGCAAUUUCAAUAUAGUUAUUUAUGGGAAAAUUUAAUUUUUUGUGUAACAUCACUUAUUGAAGAAGUAAAAAAUUCCAAAACUAUGUUUGAAAACCUCUACAACGCUAUGAAAUAUAUAAACAUCAUGGAUGUAAGAUAUGUGUUUAAAGGAACUAUUGUGGCAAAUGUUAUAAUUGAUGAAAUUGAUUUUUUUAAACAAUUUGUCUUACAAAAAAUACCAGAGACUAUAUCUUUUGAUUUCAACAGCUUACAAAAUCUUAUAGACUCUGAAACAAAUUUAAAAAAUUUAAAUGAAUUUUACAUAGAAGCAUCAGAAAAAGUAAACAAUAUGUUUCUAUACAGUAUUAUCAUCGACCCUUUCGUAAAUACUAAUUCGACAACAAAUCCAAUUAAGGAAUCCUCUAAUGAUAACGACUUAUACUUAGUUAAUUUAACAUGUAGUAAUCUUAAUGCGUUUUAUAACGAAACCAUAGAAAUUUGGUACAAAAACCUUGGCUUUGAAGAAUUUCUUAAUCCCAAAAUACCUAAAUUCAUACCUCCAAUAGAUCUACAUAUAAAUCAAAAUGAUGGAAUUAAAGCUCUCAAUAUUCUUCGUCAGGAAUCUGGUUGGAAAACAAUGAAUCACAUAUUAAUAAUUUAUAAUGGUAAACAAUUCAGUGUAGAUUUUAUUAUGAAAGACGAAAUUAAUAACAUUAAUUUUCGAGUGAAAAAAGAACAUGUAAUACAAUUAUUAAGAUGCAGGUAUACAGAAAUAAUGAAAAAUUACGAAAUAUUAUUAUCUACCCUAGUACAUAUAUGCAACAAAAGUGUACCACCACUCUAUCAAAAUUGUUUGAUUGAAUUAUUUGACUCACUCAAUAAAUCAAAAAGAAUGUUUGAUGGAUUGAAUAUGGCUAUAAAUACUUUAAAUAGUUCAUCAAUAUGGAGUUUAAGUAAUCACUCUCAUUCUAGUUUGCAGAAAAUAUUGAAAUGGAAUACAGAUUUUCUUAAUUUAUUGAAGAACAAUGAAUUUUCAAGGUGUGAACUAGGUAAUAAUAUCAUAAAAAAUGAAGGAAAAAAUACAGAAAAGUUAAAAAAACUACGAAACAUUCUAUCAGAGUUUCGUGAUAACUUCUAUAAAGAAUUAAGAUCCGAAAUGAGUCGUAUGAAUGACCGAUGUGUUAUGAAAAAACCUUAUUUUGAUAGAUCCAAAACAAUAAAUUAUUUCAUAAUUCCAACAGCUACUAAUCAAAAUUCUUCAGAAUCAUCCCAAAUAUAUCUCAACGCUUGUAAUUAUUUUAACAAUUUUUGUGAGAAUGUUUACAAAAAUUGUUAUGAAGAUCUAGGUUUUAGAAAAAUUAUUACUAGCUAAGACAGAUUUAUUAAAUAAAUUGUUUAUCAACUUUGCACUCAGUAGAUUGAAAGGACAAGGUAUCAAUUAAUUGGUUUUAAAUAAUUAUUAUAUACCACUGGCUACAAAAUAAAAUUAAGAAUAUUUCAAUAAAUUAUAAAAAUUUCGCGUAGUUAAUAACAUUUAGAACUAUUAUUGGUUCUUGUUUUAAAAAUUUUUUAAAUUUUUAAAAUGUAUUAUUUUAUAAUUGUUUUAAUUUACAUAUAAAUUCAAAUUAUAUACCCAUUAAA